Molecule: messenger RNA, 3039 nt
Organism: Pseudocercospora fijiensis CIRAD86
Lineage: Eukaryota; Fungi; Ascomycota; Dothideomycetes; Mycosphaerellales; Mycosphaerellaceae
Exons: 1
Coding region: 1-2688 (895 amino acids)
Source: RefSeq, a predicted model, not a curated record
AUGCCCGCGGCGGACGAGGCACAAGAGCGCCCGCCCGCCGCUGCGACACAUGCACAGAAACCGGCCCAGGCACCAACGGCGACAUGGAAGCCCAACAAAGACGAGCUGGCCGAUCUGGACGCCAUCGAUGCCGCUCUCGUCCGUAUGCGAGACCACAUCCCGCCCGAUCCCUAUAUCAUGACCAUACCGCAAGACGACGACGUCAAGUAUCGGCACCAUUACCAGGCGCAAGCGCUGCAGUGGACGUACACUGCACCCUUUGACUUUCGCACCGAGCACGAGAGCAUUCAGUACUUAACCUUUCACUACUAUGAGCCCGGCAAGGAGAUGUUCCUGCUGCACAACAGUCGGCCAACGUGGGAACCGCACGCGACGAAUGGAGGCACAUCUGGGAGCACUCGCCCAGGGACUGGCGCAAACACGCCGAAUGGUGCUCCUAAAAAGAAAAUAAGUCUGGAUGCGUAUAAGAAGAAACUGAAUGGAGGGCCUGUUGCUCCAGAGAACGAUGCAGCCAAAAACGGUGGUGAUGCGCCAGCGAAGCAGCCCGCCGUGAAAGGACCAGUUGAGAGAGUCAAGGCCGAGACGCAGGAGAUGCUGGCGGCAGUUGCCGAAGAAAGCGAGGACGAACAGAAGAUGAAAAGGGAGAAAUCGCCAGAGCAGGGUGAUCUGAAGCGCAAGCGGGAUGAUGCUGGAGGCAGGAUUGCUCGAGAGAAGCAGGAAGACGUUCGUGAGACCGAGCCCGCUGCGAAGAAGGUGAAGGUGGAGAGCAUCAAGGUGGAGAAGAGGGAGGCCAGUGCCAGAGACGUGCGUAAGCCAGAGCGGGAUGCUGUGAGUAACGGGAAGGUCGCAAAUGUCGGCAAAGCAGGAGAAGAUGAGAGUCUACCACCACGGCUGUCUCCCGGCCUGCCACCACGUCUGUCGCCAGGACCGAUUCCACAUGGCGAAAAUUCGCCUAAACCUGCGGCUUCCCGGGGCGACAAUGAAGAUAGACUACCCCCUCGACUGUCACCUGCGAAAUCUCGAACGGAGAAGCCGUCUCAGCAAAACGAAUCUGACGAAGACGAAGAGGAUCGCUUGCCGCCCAGGCUGUCACCAACUCUUCCUGACAACAUUGCCAAGACCAUCGAGGCUCGUGCGCAUUUUAGAUCAGCGUCGCAAUCAUCAGAUCUAUCCGCGCCGAACUCUACCUCGAAGGAGAAAAGCAGCAAGCUCACGCCAAUCAGAAAAUCUGAAAGCGGUGUCACGAAGCAUAAGUCACCUGCACCGCGCAAUGGCUUCCGCGCCAAUUCCAGCAGUCCUGCAGUGCGAUCUGACGCAGAGCAACGAGUGCGGCCGCAAGCGAUCUCUGCGGCGAGAGGCAAAAGCCCUGAGCUCUCACAAGACGAUGAGAUCAUGGUAGGCAAGACGCUCAAGGCUCUGAGGGUGGAGCGGCGCGAGAAGCCAGGUCUUCUGAUCAAGCUCAGGUAUAAGCGUGCGCGGAGAGAAGACAUCGCGCGAAUCUUGAAAAUGCGGCCGAAGCCUGAUAAGAGCAUGUUUCAGCCCCCAGCUCCAGAAGAAUCGAAGCGGAAUGGAGAGCGCAAAGAUGAACCUCCAGCGAAGACCAAGGGUGUCGCCCAGAAGGUUGGCCCGGUUGAGAAGAAAAAGAAGCCGGCUGUAGAAGAAAAGCAGCCUGCGAAGCAAGUUGAUAAACCUUCUGAAAAGGCGGAGAAGCGAACAGCAGCCGAGAAACGACCUUUACACGACGACGACAAGCCGGAAUCUUCAGCAAAGCGGAAGAAUUCUGACGAGAGUGAGAAGCGCAAAGAACCAUCGACCCCUGCGCCACGGGACAUGGAUUCACCUCUUGCUCAAAAGCACGUCACACCGAGCACGAGAAAGGACUUUUUGUCUGCGGCGAUGAAGAGGGAGCAAUCACAAGACAGCAACGCCACCCAUACGCCUCCCGCCUUGACCAGCACGCCAAGCAUAGGAAGCAAUUCUCAGGCGAAUGGAGCGGCGAGGCCGCUCUCGAGUCACCCAAGCAAUAAAACGCCCAAACAACAGGCGUGGGAGACUGAGCAAAAGAAGCUUGAAGUUUUGGGACGAGAACUCAAGCAUGCUGCAUCCGCGCAUAUCAGUGCUUCUCAAUCUGAUCUCGACCAGAAAAUGGCCGCUGUGAAAGCUGUAGAGUCUUUCAUCUGCUAUCUGCUCGCUUUCACAUGCGCGGAUGAAGCAGCCACUGCAGCCGAUCCACGACAAUCGCCAUCUUACCGGAACUGGAAGAGCUUGACAGGUUUCUACGGAUUCGUGAAACGGCAAACAGAACCUUUCUCUCCAUUGAACGGACUAGUCAAUUCAUUGGGUGUAGUCUUCGGCUCUAGAAUCUUGGAGAUCGGUACUCAAUUGCAAGAAGGACCUUCGCAAACGACCUUACUCGAAACGCAAGUCCUGCUGCAAAGAUCCGCCGCUGCGGCUGAAGAGAAGCUGGACAUCGACAUGUUGCAAGAAGUCUUUCCCAAGUCCUGGAAAGAUCGGACGAAAAAAUUGGCUGCGCAUGAGAAACUCGAUCCUCCAAAGCUCGGAGGUCAGUACAAACUUCCCCUGGGUGUCGCUACGACUCCUGUUCGCGCUGCUAGGGCUGGAUAUGCUAUGCUGGGGGAAUGGAUGGAGAAGGAACGAAUCCAGUAUUCGAUGAAGCUCAAGCUUUGAAAUUCUUCAGGCGUUCCGGGAAGAUAUUCAAAAACCCUUCUUCUUCGUGGAAGGAGAGGAGAGGCACGAAAUCUUGAAGAAAAGAUUGUGUGGGAAGAGGGACGGGACUUGCGGGUCAAGGUUUUGUGAUCUUUUUUUCUUCUCUUUUUUUUUUUGUUUUUGCUUCGAAGUCGAUACCCCCAACAGUAUGUGUGUGGAAGAAGGAAAAGAAGAAGAAGAAGAGCGUGUGUGCGCUACAGUACAGUACCUUCCUGGCACAUGUGCAUGCGUCAUGGUGGAAGGGUCAGGUUUUGUUGUUGUUGUGUUAUCUAGGACGAUGGUCAUGAUCAUAAUGAGAAUGCUGUGACAAAG